Rhagoletis pomonella (apple maggot) is the source of this 2399-nucleotide messenger RNA. Its product is annotated as ABC transporter G family member 4-like. Gene Ontology annotation, molecular function: ATP binding; ATP hydrolysis activity. The record is from RefSeq and is a predicted model, not a curated record. Gene Ontology annotation, cellular component: plasma membrane. The coding region runs from base 1645 to 2382 and encodes 245 amino acids. Lineage: Eukaryota; Metazoa; Arthropoda; Insecta; Diptera; Tephritidae. The transcript has 4 exons.
UAGCGAGCAGUAGCUAAAGAGAAUUGCGCGCAAUGAAAGCGUUGGACUUGUAUAAAAAUACAUACAUACGUACAUAUGUAUCUACAAACAAAUGUUUUUCUCUCUUUCGCUCGCAUACGUAGUCACAGUUGAUCGCUUGCGCCACUACGCUCAUUCACUGACUUACCGCGCCGACCACCCCACACGCCCACUCUCAAGCACCCACAGCCAAGUAGACGACCGACUGAACGCUAGCAAAAGAGACCUGAACUAAGAGAUACAAAUCAUUCAUACUACAAUUCACAUCCGCCUUUUCAUAUUAUUUGACUGGGAGGCAACGAACCCACAAACGAGCACAACCAUACGAUUAACCAGCUGACGGCGGGCUGAGCUAAAUUGAGCUGAGUAGAACAGCAGAGAAUUUAAAACAAAUGUAUACAGUGAACUGCGAAUAGACGCUGCAAAGCACUUUUGCUUUUAUUUGCAAAUGCUUACAUUUAUUCGCUCGCUGAGCUGCCGCGCUGACAGUAGUUGAUGGUGCGAACGCAGAGAGAAGUUGAUUUUUUGGCUGCUAAAACGUUCGAGUCUUUCUGAUGCACCAUGGAAAACCAAUAGAGUAAAUUAAAUAAGUCAAUUGGUGCUUUUUGGGUGUUCGGUGCUAGCAAACGUUGUCGGUAUUUGCAGGCCGUGAACCGAGAAAUAAAUUAAUUAAAUAAUAAAUAACUGGAAGCAAAAUUUAACAAGCAAAUCACUUAGUGUUCAUUUAGUUGCUUAAAAACAAGAAGAGUAGCAUUGUAUCUGCUCGCUAAGGCGUGUGUUUAAAUAAAAAAAAAAUACAACUAAUACAAAGCGCUUCAGACGCCAGAGGGCCGACAAAAAAGCUGGCGCACCAACUGUGAGCAUAAAACACAAACAAAGUGUUUUGUUUAUGUGCAUUUUACAUAUCAAAAAUUGGGCAAUGCAAAGCGAUAAAUUAAACAACAAAAAUAAAUAUCAAAAAUGUGUUCGCAUCAGAAAAGUGUAAAAUGUUAGCAAAUUUAGGGAGAAAUCAAAUAAAAAAUUAUAAACAAAGUGCUGCGAUAUUUUUUUAAGCAGCGCUGGAGUGUAACCUGGAAACAGACAAAACAUUUUAUUAUUCAGCACCUAUUUAUUAAAAUAUAACAAAAAAGUACUGUCAUGAAAAUGUAAUCCAGCGCAUUUAAAGCAACUAGAUAUAUUUAGUUUAGCUAACGUCACAAAACAUUAAAAGAAUUUUCCAAAAACCUUUUCGCCAAUAUUCCAAAUCACAGCCUCUACUCCAUAUAAAUGCUGCAGAAAACACAGCAAAUGAAGUGUACAAGUGUUGCGGAGAAAAGUAGCAAUAAUAUUGAAUAAUUCAUACUCCAUGCAAGAACCAUAAAGUGCAAAAUAAAAUUUCCCAACAAUGGCAGAAACCGCUAACUCUCAGCUGGCCAGAUGACUAGAAAAGGAGCAGAGGCACUGGAUCACUCCAACAAAAAAAAAGCAGCGGGCAAAGAGCAGAAGGCUUUCACAAAACGACAAAAAAAACAGUUAUAGUAUUAAGGGAAAUGUUAUUUAAAACCCUAUAAAAUUUUCACAAAAACACAAAGUGUUAGCCGAAAAAUUUAACCAACUUGCCAAGUAGAGAAAAUUUUCAGUUUUAAAAUGGAUGAAGAAAAAUUAAAUAUACCGUUAGUAUCGAAAGAAACAGCCGACAGUGCGGUCAUAGUGCCACAAGCUGCUGGUGUAGUCUGCAUAAGUGGUGGCAAUGUCAUAGCCACUGCUGCAGUUGCCUACCAAAAGCAUUGCGCCACACCUACCACCGCCUGCACAGCAACUGAUGUAACAAAUACAACAACAGCGAUGGUAGUUGCGGUUCCGGUAGUGGAUACAACCAAUGUCAAUUUAAAUGUAAAUACUCAGUUAAGCAUAGGAAUGCCACAGCUAACACAGCCAACAACGUUACAACUGCAACAGAAAGAGCAACAACAGCAACAACCACAACAACAGCAACAACUUACACUACUGCCCUAUAGCAACCAGAGCAAUUUGGUUGGUAACCACUUGAAAAAUGGCGCGCUCAGUUACAACUCACAAAGCAAUCUUUGCAAUGGUGGCAUUCCCAGUCAGAAUCAUAUACUCGCAUCGAAAAUAAAAAAUAAUUGCAGUCCAAAUGGCCAGAAGAAGGGCACCGUUACGCUGUCACAUCUGCCACAGCGACCACCUGUCGAUAUUGAAUUCACUGAAAUAUCCUAUUCAGUGUCAGAAGGACGAAGGCGUGGCUUAAAGACUAUACUCAAAAGUGUUUCGGGCAAGUUUCGCAAUGGCGAACUUACUGCCAUUAUGGGACCGUCCGGAGCGGGGAAGAGUACACUUAUGAACAUUUUAGCUGGCUACAAGUAAGUAUGAUUAGUAGAUAG